Messenger RNA from Pygocentrus nattereri (red-bellied piranha), 2083 nucleotides. Its product is annotated as ectonucleoside triphosphate diphosphohydrolase 2. NCBI's taxonomy places the organism in Eukaryota, Metazoa, Chordata, Actinopteri, Characiformes, Serrasalmidae. The transcript has 9 exons. Gene Ontology annotation, cellular component: plasma membrane. The record is from RefSeq and is a predicted model, not a curated record. Gene Ontology annotation, molecular function: UDP phosphatase activity; GDP phosphatase activity. Gene Ontology annotation, biological process: nucleoside diphosphate catabolic process. Bases 122 to 1633 code for a protein of 503 amino acids.
AUCAAAAGGAGUGCCAUGCCCACUUUAUGGUGUGUACGAACACACACACCUUCCCACACAGACAUACACAGUGUCUGGUUCUCGGCUGACCGAUACAACAGGCUGAGAGCUCGCGCACCGCAUGGCUAACCAGCAGCAGUGUCGACUUGUUGCCCCGCUCGCAGUUCUACUGCUGGGAGUUGUAGGCAUUCUCCUGCUCGCCAUUAACACCGAAGACAUCAAGGAGACUCCGCAGUACAUGUAUGGCAUCGUCUUGGAUGCUGGCUCCUCUCAUACAGCGAUGUUCAUCUACAAAUGGCCUGCAGACAAACAGAAUGGCACAGGAAUCGUCACCCAGCACAGCGAAUGCCAUGUGAAGGGUGGAGGAAUAUCUAGCUAUGCAGGCCAAAAAGGAGGAGCUGCUCAUAGCCUGGAGGAGUGCAUGGAGAAUGCUGUUCAAGAAAUUCCCAAAGCCAGGCACUCUCUCACUCCAGUCUACCUCGGAGCUACAGCUGGCAUGAGACUGCUGAACAUUUCCAACCCCACUGUGUCAGAUGAGAUUUUAAAGGAAGUGGGGGACAAGCUGAAGGCAUAUCCAUUUCAUUUCAAAGGGGCCACCAUCUUGACUGGGCAAGAGGAAGGAGCGUACGGCUGGGUCACAGUGAACUACCUCUUAGAAAACUUUAUCAAAUAUGGUUUUGUAGGCCACUGGCUAUUCCCUGGCAGAAACACAGUUGGCGCACUAGAUUUUGGUGGAGCCUCCACUCAGAUUACGUUUGAGACUGGGGAAAAGGUGGAGGACAGCAACAACUUGAUGAUGCUGCGGCUUUACGGCCGAAACUACCGCAUCUACACUCAAAGCUUUUUAUGCUACGGCAGGGACCAGAUGUUACGGCAGCUGCUGGCUCACUUGGUCAAGACUCAGGGGUCGGACGGCCCCAUAGUCCACCCCUGCUAUCCAUCAAAUUAUAACGUGUCCAUGGGCCCAGAUGCCAUUUUCGAUUCCCCAUGCACAGCAAAAGAAAGACCCAUACCCUACACCGCUGAGAAGAAGCUGCAAAUACAAGGUUCAGGGAACUACGAGCACUGCUUGGGAAACAUGUCAAUGAUCUUCUCCUUCCAGGCUUGCCCAUACUCCAAGUGCUCCUUUAACAAGGUCUUCCAGCCCAACGUCAGUGGCAAGUUUAUGGCAUUUUCUGCCUUCUUCUACAUUCACUCUUUCCUGCAGAGCACUACUGGCAUCACUGUCACUACGCCCGUGCUCCUAGAAGAGGCAGCCAUCACCGUCUGCAACAUGAGCUUCCAGGAGAUGCUGGAGAAGGUUCCAGAACAGAAGAGCCGUCUGCAGGACUACUGUGCAGCCACAGUCUUCAUGCAAGUGCUCUUGCUCAAAGGCUAUGGUUUUGAUCAGCUCUCUUUUCCCCAGAUCUCCUUCCAAAAGAAAGCAGGGGACACUUCAGUUGGCUGGGCUCUGGGUUACAUGCUGAGCUUGAGCAGCCUCCUGCCGUCUGAGAGUGUGGCCCUGAGGAAGGCUCUGCGUCCAGGGGUUUGGAAUACUCUCAUCUUCCUCUUCACCGUUCUAAUCUCUGUAGCACUCCUGUCUGUCUUUCUGCUCAUGUUCCGCAAGAAGAAAGGAAGUGAUGUGGCCCUUUAAUAACAGCUACACAGCACUGUGAUUUGGCAAGCCUUUGUAAGUCAUUAAUGCACUGAAAAGGAGGUUUUACUAAAAUGUCUACAUCUAUGGAGAGAAAAACGGUAUGUCAGAUAAAAGUGAAAAACAUUUAACACUUCGCUGUUUACAUCACUAUUACUGAGUUUUUAAAAUUAGAUAAUGGCAGAGGUCAUCACUAUAUGACCUGGAGGGAGAAAAGACAGGCUUUCAGGACAAAUGAUACCUUUUUCAAACUAAAUGGACUCAUUUGUAGUUUUUAUUUUCUUGGUACCAAUAAAUACAUUCAGAGUUUUGUUCUCUGCGACAGUUGGAAGUUGUAGAAGAAGGAAUGUUUAAGUAGCAUAUGUUACAUACACUUUUUACAAGGAUUUGUAUACAGCACUUAUUUUUAGUAAUAUUUACAUUUGAAUAUUUUGUAUAUGUGAAACAUUU